This is a messenger RNA of Maylandia zebra (zebra mbuna), 3133 nucleotides long. RefSeq lists its product as uncharacterized. Gene Ontology annotation, molecular function: protein binding; DNA-binding transcription factor activity, RNA polymerase II-specific; sequence-specific DNA binding. The record is from RefSeq and is a predicted model, not a curated record. Gene Ontology annotation, cellular component: nucleus. Gene Ontology annotation, biological process: regulation of transcription by RNA polymerase II. Lineage: Eukaryota; Metazoa; Chordata; Actinopteri; Cichliformes; Cichlidae.
AAUUUGUUUAUUACAGCUCGAGACGUAUGUGCAUUAGCUGUCGCUAAAAUAAGCAUGUGCAGCUUUUUGUGGCCGCUUACGUCGGCACCGCCGGUACAAACCUUCGAAAUAAGAGCACAAUGUUUUGCGCGCUUUUUACCACUACGAAAACAGUUAGCUUCUGCUUCGUGAAUGAUCCGCUGUGGUUAAACACCCGUGGGCCUUGCUCUCCUGUUUGGAGGCUUCUACUACACCCAAAGUGCAGAUAAGUCUGCGAAGAGACCUAAACGGCGAGCAGGAGUAAAUUGAACCCAACGGCGACACCGCUGUUAGCCUUAGCCACAGCCCGAGGCCUGCUCAGGAAGCGGGCGGGAGCUUUUAUUUUCCAAAACUGCUUCUUCAUCUUACCUGCCAAGGCUGUAGAUUCAGAUCAUUAUACCUGUUCGCAAGCUUUUAAUAUUUAUGUUAGACGUCCACAAGUCCGCGUUUGGAUUUUGAGCUGUUAAUUAGACAAUUAAUAUGCACCGCGGUUCGUUCUCACACUCUUUGUCAUUAACAGGAGAGAAAUCUACAAACCGAGAGCAAAGAGGAGGCGAAGCUGUGACUCUUCAGCAGCUCUGACACACUACUCACACAGCAGUGAUGGCGCAUGUCUUCAACCAUGGGAAGCUGCUCCUGCAGCGCCUGCACCAGCAGCGGGAGAUGGACUUUCUGUGUGACAUCACCAUAAUGGUGAAGGACGUGGAGUUCAGGGCUCACCGUAACAUCCUCGCUGCGUUCAGUGAGUAUUUCUCCUCCCAUGCUGAAAAGGGGGAAGAGAUCACGACUUUGGACCCCGACAAGGUCAGCCGGUACUCGCUGGAGAAGCUCCUGGAGUUCGUCUACACGGGACACAUGAACCUCAGCAGCACCCGACAAGCGGCCGUACGGCGAGCUGCCAUCUUCUUAGGAAUGGCCGAGGCCACGAAAUAUCUGGAGGAGUUCCCUCACUGGUCUGAGCUCGGCGAAACGUCACAGUCGGAGGCAGAUAAAGAGACGGGUCUCUCGCCUCCCAGCCCCGCCUCCCCAAGCAGCCCCACCUCCCCAGUCCCACUAUCCAUAGUCUCUGUUGCGGGGGAAUGGCACGAGGAAGGUAAGGGCAGCAGAGAGCAGGAUGAUGAGGGCAGAGAUAUGUUUGUGGAAGACGAUGAAGAGUACACCCCAAGCACACCAAGGAGCACCGGGAGAGUAGGGGGCAGGAAGAGAGGUAGAAAGCCUAAAAGUUUUGGCGACGAGCAGAUGGAGGCGAGCAGCUCGGCUGACGGCAUGCCCAAAAUCUACAGCUACAGAGGGAGAGGACGAGGGAGAGGCAGGGGCAGGGGCAGGGGGAGAGGAAGAGGAAGAGGAAGAGGGAGCUUAAAAAGUCAAGAACUCUAUUUGGAUGACUCUGAUACGAGCGUGAAGGACUUUGGAGACACCUCAGCAGACUGGAGCCCCUCACAGGGGGAAGAAGAUGAGGAGGAGCCUGGGAUGAAGAGGCCGAGGCUGAGCACCGGAGAGGGGAGGAGAGGGCGAGGCCGCGGGAGAGGGAGAGGCCGCGGGAGAGGCAGGGGCCGAAACAGGGGACAGACCGAUGAGGAGGAGGAGGAGGAGGAGGAGGCGGGGGAUGACAGCAUUGGCGGAGGCACAGAGGAGGAGGAGGCGGGGGAGGGAGUGGAAGAGGGCGAGAUCGGGGAGAUGGAUGCGCUGGCUCUGGGCGAGAUGUCGCUGUCGUGCACAGAGUGCAACAAACUGUUUAAAGACGUGAGCAGCCUGCGCCGCCACGAGAAGAUCCACAAGGGGCUGAAGCCGUUCGCCUGCAUCUUCUGCUCCAAAACCUUCAGGCAGGCCACGCAGCUGAAAACACACCUGCGCAUACACACAGGCGAGAAGCCGUUCAAUUGUGCCGAUUGUGACAAGUGUUUCGCUCAGAAGUGCCAGCUGGUCGCUCACCGCCGAAUGCACCACGGCGAGGAGAAGCCGUACACCUGUGAGCGCUGCGGCUUCAAGUUUGCUACCUCGUCCAAUUAUAAAAUACACAUCAGACUGCACAGCGGGGAGAAACCGUACGUCUGUGACAUCUGCGGCCAGGCGUUCGCUCAGUCCAGCACGCUGACGUACCACAAGCGACGACACACUGGGGAGAAACCGUACCAGUGCGACCUGUGUGGCAUGUCCUUCUCUGUGUCUUCCUCUCUCAUUGCCCACACACGUAAACACACUGGCGAGACUCCGUACAAAUGUUCGCAGCCUAAAUGCGACGCCAAAUUUGUCACAUCAUCUGAACUGAAGAAACACAUGCGGCGACUUCACCCAGAGGGGAACAGCGGCGUGCAGUGCCUGCUCUGUGGAAACAGAUUUGCCAGCGUGAAGAACAUGAUCAAACACCAGGACAAAGCUCACGCCGACGAAGUGCGGCAACACAAGGAGAGAGCCCGAGCCGUGGUCCUGCUGUCCACCAGCCAUCCCGUGGCCUUCGUCCAGAGCAAGCUCUCCCAGGAGAACAAAGGUUUGGGCUCCAUCCCCGAGGGCGAGCCGGCCAACCCUGAACCGGCCACUCCCAACCCCAAAGCCACCGACCCCGCCGCGGCUGCCUCCGACGUCGCCACCACUGACUCUGCUGCAACCACCGCCAGCGUGACCGCUGACAGCAUCACGGACGCCGCCGCCAUCAUCCAGGACUUCAAGGCGGAGCCCACGCACACCCCUCUCACCACCACAGAGCAGGUGACCUUCGACGCCGAUCAGGAGCAGACCAUCAACUCGGACACGCUGCACGCGCUGGUGGAGCAGCUGCGGCCGCCGCCUUCGCCCGCACAGACGCUGGAGCAGAUUGUCAUCAUCAAGACGGUGGACAACAUGGACAACAUGCCCCCCCAGCAGUGAGGCCUGAGUAACACUGAUCAGAACUAAACUUCAGUUUUAAACAGUCACUCGCUGAUUGGCAUAAAGUCAGUGCUCAUGUUCAGGAUAAAAAAAUCAACAUUUGUAAAGAUAAUCUACAAUACAAAGACAAUUUGGUCCAACUCGGGCUUUAUUUUCAUAGUUUUGACCAUCAUUUCAACCUGUGGUACAAACAGGAAAUGCGAGCAGUCGAGUUAGAAACUAACAUCAAGGUUAGACAAAAUAUUUUGGA